Molecule: messenger RNA, 807 nt
Organism: Ceratitis capitata (Mediterranean fruit fly)
Lineage: Eukaryota; Metazoa; Arthropoda; Insecta; Diptera; Tephritidae
Product: trypsin beta-like
Exons: 1
Coding region: 1-807 (268 amino acids)
Biological process (GO): proteolysis
Molecular function (GO): serine-type endopeptidase activity
Source: RefSeq, a predicted model, not a curated record
AUGCGGGUUACAAACUAUUCGUGUUUUAUACUGCUUAUUAGUGUUGUAAGCCCCUCAAGUGCUGCUAAGCAAAAUAAUGGUCGGAAUAAAACUUCUCUCGUCAUAGGUGGAAGGAAGGUACCACGCGGCGGGGCGCCUUGGCAAGUGUCUAUUAUACAGAACUUCCAUUUAAAAUGUGGCGGCACUUUAUUAACCAACGACGUAGUAUUGACGGCUGCUAGUUGCAUUAAAGAUGUUGAGCCGGCUGAACUUCUAGUGCGUGCUGGUACGACAGCCUUCAAAACUGGAGGAAAAUUGCGAAAAGUUAGAGAGACAGUCUAUCAUCCAAAGUUCGUGGAGAACCGACACUCCUAUAAUAUAGCUCUCUUACAUUUAAAGCGCGCAUUCAACAGCACUAAUAAACUAUUUGGAGAAGUUGAGCUGUUCGAUGCCACAGCACAACCUCCGUCAUCAGUUUACAUAUACGGCUGGGGAUUGUCAAGCAACAAGACGGAUACUUUAAUGACAAAGAACUUACGUUUUACCAAGGCCAAAGUUUAUUCCGAAAAGAAGUGCGCUGAAUAUUUGCUCGAGGAAGAUGACAGUGAUUUGAUAUUUUGUGCUGGAGAUCGCACGAAAAUUUCUGACAUUUGCACCGAUGAUAUGGGCAGUCCAGCGAUAAUAAAUGGCAACAUCCAGUAUGGUAUUGUUUCAGAUGGUGGAGCCUGCUCAGCAACACGAACAACCAUUUUCACUAAUGUUGGCAAACACGCAAGUUGGGUAGAAAGACUAAUAGCAGAGUUCUCGGAUGAGAAUGUAAAUGAAUGA